AUGGUUGAGAUCACUGGCAAGAAGGUCGGAGCCACUGGCUUUGGCUUGAUGGGCAUGACAUGGCGUCAAAACCCUCAGCCGUUCGACGAGUCUUUCAAGGCCAUGAAGGCCGCCCUGGAGGGCGGCUCCAACUUCUGGAACGGCGGCGAGUUUUACGGCACGCCCGAGCUCAACUCCCUCCAUUUGCUGAGGGACUACUUCACCAAAUAUCCCGAAGACGCCGACAAGGUUGUCAUCUCCAUCAAGGGUGGCGCAAAGCCCGGUCAAUUGGUGCCCGAUGGCAGCCGCGAGAAUGUCCAGAGGAGCAUCAACGAGUGCCUGCGUCUGCUCGACGGCAAGAAGUUUCUGGACACGUUUGAAUGCGCCCGGGUGGACCCCAACGUCCCCGUCGAGGACACCAUUUCGUACAUCGCCGAGUUCGUCAAGGCGGGCAAGCUUGGAGGCAUUUCUCUUUCCGAAGUCAGCGCGCAAACCAUCAGACGCGCUGCCAAGGUCCAUCCCAUUGCCUUUGUCGAAGUCGAGUUCUCCAUGUACUGCACCGACAUUCUGCAAAACGACAUUGCCAAGGCCUGCGGCGAAUUGAACAUUCCCAUCGUCGCCUACUCGCCGCUUGGCCGCGGAUUCUUGACGGGCCAAAUCCGCAGCGUCGAAGACAUCCCCGAGGGCGACUUCCGCCGCAUUGCGCCGCGCUUCCAGCCCGACGUUUUCGACGAGAACAUCAAGCUUGCAGACGAAGUCGACAAGAUUGCCAAGAAGAAGGGUGCAACCCUCGGUCAGGUUGGUCUAGCUUGGGUCAGGCAACACAGCAACAAGAAUGGUUUCCCAGUCGUGAUUCCCAUCCCCGGUGCUACUACCGAUGCUCGCGUCAAAGAGAACCUCCAGGAUGUCACCCUGUCUGAUCAGGACAUGGCUGAGAUUGAGACGAUUUUGCAGCGGAUAGAGGUCAAGGGUGCCAGGUAUCCUGCUGCUGCCCAGGCGCACAUGAACGGUUAG
Molecule: messenger RNA, 993 nt
Organism: Diplodia corticola
Lineage: Eukaryota; Fungi; Ascomycota; Dothideomycetes; Botryosphaeriales; Botryosphaeriaceae
Product: pyridoxal reductase
Exons: 3
Coding region: 1-993 (330 amino acids)
Cellular component (GO): cytoplasm
Source: RefSeq, a predicted model, not a curated record